Protopolystoma xenopodis is the source of this 780-nucleotide messenger RNA. NCBI's taxonomy places the organism in Eukaryota, Metazoa, Platyhelminthes, Monogenea, Polystomatidea, Polystomatidae. The record is from the annotation of a GenBank genome assembly.
ACGAGCAGUCGUCCCACGAGCCUCGGGCUGACCACCACCAGCGCAAGCACCACUUCCUCGUCUCAACGGCCUCUACACUCCCUCUCCCUCUCCCUCGCUCCACAGCCCCACAAUUCUCCACACCCUCCUCCACACUCUAACCUCGGCUGUCCGAGUGUGGUACACUCUGGCCAAAAACAAACUCGCCCAGCUCAAACCAAUCGACGCUCUCAAUUUCUCUCGCUCUUCUCACGACAACUUGCCGGUCUCCAUCUCCCUGUCACUCCUGCUCUCUCACCCCAUCCUUUCCCUCAUUUCAGGCAUACUGCCAGCCUUUUGUCCUACACCCACCGCGCCACUCUCUCCUUCUGCCAAACUGCGGCUCGACUGGGCCGAAUUGAAAUUCCGCAUGCUCACUUCAUCACCAGAACGGGCGAGCAGACCUACCGGCCAAGUGGUGCAGACUCAUUUGCUGCUCUUCCCCCUCACCCGUCUUGUCCGACGGCAUCGACAAACGAGACUGCUCGUUUCUGUGUCUCUCCGGCCUGUACAACGUGCGCGUUAGUUGGACGAGCUAAGUGUAUUGUUUCCCAACAAAACAUCGCCCUGUUACCUCGCGAUGGGGUAUCCCGUAAACUUUAUCGCCAUCCACCCAUCCAGGCCCAACCUUCAACAACUCAGUCUGCAAACAGAAAUCCAUCUGCCUCGCAUGGGGGCCUUGAAAUGCCGCCGCUUUGUCUGCAAACACACUGCCUAAAGCAAGCAUGCGAUAAGCCACGGUCUCGGAAACCGGAGAGCUGA